ACAGUUUAAACUGCGAAGCUCUGCUGUGCCUCGGUGCUUCCCUCUGAUAAAGAAGGAUUUGAGGGACUGGAGCCGGUAGCACUGAGAACAUAUGAGCCGCCACUCUUCUCUUAGGAAACGCAACCAACACCUUGCAUCACGGAGGCCCAGCAUGAAUAUUAACUGUGCUGGUGGGAAGAGGAAUCUGGAGUCCACUUGCUCUGUAGAAAAUGGAACUGUAGCAGUGCGUGAGACAGAAGAAGGUGAUGUGGUGCUUGGAGGUCACAGCCCCUCUGCAGGCCUCAGGAACGAGGGUUUAGAUUCUGACUACAGACACGCUGCCUGCCCAGCCAGCCCCCAGUUCAGCAGCAUGUUGUCUGCUUCUGAAGACGCACACGGUUGUCACUUCCAAGAUGGAAAUAAAAGACAGGCAGAAUAUUUUAACGCCCAGGAGCGCCAUGCUUUGUCUUCAAGCAUCAAUUCACAGCCAGUGGCUCCAGAGAAAGUGACACUUGUGGUCGACGGCACUCGAUUUGCUGUGAAUCCACAGAUUUUCACUGCUCACCCUGAUACUAUGCUGGGAAGAAUGUUUGGACCAGGAAGAGAAUAUAAUUUCACCAGGCCAAAUGAAAAGGGAGAAUAUGAAAUUGCAGAAGGAAUUAGCUCAGCUGUGUUCCGGACUGUGCUGGAUUAUUACAAGACUGGAAUAAUAAACUGUCCUGAUGGCAUUUCCAUCCCAGACCUUCGAGACACCUGUGAUUACCUCUGCAUAAACUUUGACUUCAACACAAUCAAAUGUCAAGAUUUAAGUGCUCUUUUACAUGAGCUCUCCAAUGAUGGUGCUCACAAGCAGUUUGACAGCUACCUGGAGGAGCUCAUUCUGCCUAUCAUGGUGGACAGUGCCCGGAAAGGGGAGCGUGAAUGCCACAUUGUUGUGCUGACAGAUGAGGACACUGUGGACUGGGAUGAAGAUCACCCUCCUCCCAUGGGCGAGGAGUAUUCUCAAAUCCUUUACAGCUCCAAGCUGUACAGAUUCUUCAAGUACAUUGAGAACCGAGAUGUUGCAAAAGCUGUGUUGAAGGAGCGGGGCCUGAAGAAUAUUCGCAUUGGCAUUGAAGGAUAUCCCACCUGUAAAGAGAAGGUGAAGAGGAGGCCGGGUGGCCGCUCAGAAGUGAUAUACAACUACGUCCAGCGGCCGUUCAUCCAGAUGUCCUGGGAAAAGGAGGAGGGCAAAAGCCGUCACGUUGACUUCCAGUGCGUCCGGAGCAAAUCUCUAACAAACCUGGUCACUGUGGGUGAUGAUGUUUUGGAGGACCAUGAGGUUAUAAUGCACCACCCCCCCCAGGUAGAUGAACUGGAUAGGCUAAAUGCACCAUUCUCCCAAAUGGCUGUUAAUGAUCUACCUGAUUAGUCAUGGCUCCGGCUUGAUGUGGGAACAUCUCAGCGUAGUUUCAUCCUAGUAAUGGAACACAGACUCCUUGCAAGGUGCUUUAUCCUCAUUCAUCUUCUUACUAUGUUGUCAUAUUUCAAGCAUGUUAAUAAAGAGCCACGCUCUCUAGCCUAAUUGUGCAAUCAAAAGCAACAUCUCCAACAAAAAGAACAUGUCGCUUGUUUCCACUACAAAGGCUUCCAGACUGAUGGGUGCUGAAUAUUUUAAGUAAACUUCUGAAAGAGGAGCAGAAGUGUUUAGAAAUGACAUGAGAGAGGAAACUGUGGGCCUGUCAAGACAAAGCUUCUAUUUGCCAUUAGAUACUUAGGUUUGCUUUUGUGAUAAUCUGCACCAGACAUCAAAGCAAGGCAGGUGAUGCUCUUUCAUCAGCCAGCAGAAAUGUAGCACGGUUGUGGCAGCAGAAUGCUGAGAGUGGGGAAAUGACAGCAGAAUGCUGCAUGAGGGAAUCUGUUUACACUGCCACCUGGCUUUGCAUGCAGUGUGCACAGCUGUUCCAGGGAGCACCUCUCAGGGGUGUUCAAGGCUAGGUUGGAUGGGGCAGCCUGAUGUGAGCUGGAACUGGAUGGUCUGUGAGGUCUUUUCCAACCAAAGCCCUUCUGUGAUAAUAGGAAGUAUGAGACUCUUCACAGGAGCUUCCUGUCUGUACUUCUGCAUCAGAUGAAGUGACUGUUCAGAGAUACUGUCUGUGAAGUUCAUUAAAAUGAGCAGAUUGUGCUGGAGGAAAAAGCCAGGAAGAAGACUAGUUGAUUUGUUAGCAACAAAGUCAGUCAGUUCAGUAGCAUAGAAGAUGUAAGAAGCUUUCUAAAGGUGGCUGUGCGUGUUAAAGAAUUUCUUUCCUCGUCCUUUCUAAGAAAAAAUAAUGCUGGAGCUGAGCAAAAUCUCUGUUUGCAUCAACCUCAUCAGUGAAGAUUUCCAGAGGCUGUCCAAGGAGCAUUCCAAUCACAGGACCUUUCAGCUUCUGAAGGCCGCUCACUUUCCUCCCAGUUUGGAACCGUCUGGACUCUGUCACAGUCAGGCACAUAAGAGACAACAAUAAAUGAGACUUCAGCAGGAAAAAAAUGCACAUAGCUGGGAACAAUUGCCCUCUGCUGCUCUAAGUACAGUAUUCUGUAUUUAAUUCUAUUCAUUUUGGAUUCAGGGCCAACAAAGCUGUGACUGUAGGUGUAAACACGCUCCAGGCUGCUUAACUCACUCGUGUUGGAGUGUAGCUGUCCUGUUCCUGCUGUGUGCAGUUCCAUACAGGCUGCUUAACCCACAGGUGAGCACACAGUGCAUUCAGUACAGCCAGAGCUGAGCAGGCAGGUGAGCAAGCACAGGCCUACCUUACACAGCCAGCAUUUCUGAGGGCCACAGAGAGACCCAAAGCAACGCUGUUCCUAACUUUGACGUUGUGCUGGUACAAAGCAAAGCUGAAACGCACUCCAAAAGCAUGAGAGGAAAACAGCUCCUGUAAGUUCAGGUCAGUUCUGCUCUUGUAAUUGACUGGUGUUUAAACUUGUGCUGCUUGGUGUGUGAGUUACUUGGCCAUACUUAAAGUAGAGGUAGGUGUCAGUCUGCCCCUAGAAGCUUUGAUCCUUUUGUCGUCAGGGUUGCAUCGAGCAAGUUCUCAUUAUUUUCUGUCUGCAAACUGUAAGGUAGGCUUGGUGCUGAAGUUUGCUGUUCCUGUUUUUGUUGUUAUGGAUGUAUUGUUUUCCUUUUCUGUGUAAGGAACAUGAAUGCCUUUCUGGUUAAGAGUAACAGCACCGUGUUUGCCAGCGCUGUGCUGAUGCGUUUCGUUCCCAUUUGUAUGGAUAUGGGUUCUGUUAUCAGCAGUGUUCCUUUUUCCUAAGUGCAGCAAAUAUCUCUCUUCUUUUAUAAGUGCCUACAGGAAGAUUUCCAGAAGUGCUUCAGGCCCUCCUGAGAGUCUUAGGGGUUGAGGCCCACCUGACUUCUGAAAAGUCCUUUCUGUGUGUUAGUGGAUCAGCAUAGAGAAGUGUCCUUCAGUGUCUGCACAGAGGCAGCGUAAGUCACGUGCAAUCACUUCCCGUUGUUCUAGAUGGAUUUCUAUUGUUGUAUUAGAGAACAAAAGCUAUGGCUAUGGCACAUUGAUCUUCCAGCAGAGGUCCAGGCCAAGUCCAUUAGCUGCCAAAGGACUGAGCAGCUCCCAGCGUCAAGCAUAGGCAGUGGUGAGGCUGCCCCCUGGCAGUGAUGGAGCCUGGCUCCAGGCCCUGUGGAUUUUGGGUGUCUCUGUUUAUUUUUACAGCAGUGUGAGUUUGAAGCAAACCUGUGCUCAGCAGGGAUUGGGGUUUACACAGUUCCCCAGGCGUGUGGGUCAAGCAGGCCCUCACUUGGAGGCUCAGAAUGUCACUGCCUUGCUAACUUUCUGGUGCUGUGCAACCAGUGGGACCUUCAGCACAGGAUGGGGGCCUGGCUUCUGUGCUGUACAUGCGCUGUUCUGCAGACACUGAAAUAACACUCUACUUUAUUGGUGUUCCCAAGUAGCUGGGGGUGCAUUUGGGAUUUAUUUGUAGCAGAGUGAGCUCUGCUGGAACACUACAUCAAGGUGAAGAAGUUUGCAAUUUGCUUUUCCUCCUUUUCUCUUGGUUGCCCGCCAUUCAGGCAAAGUGUUCGGUCUUAUUUGAGAUAUACUGAAGUGUUAACUGUGGUGUCCAUGAACUCCUGCAGCUGUAUGGUUUCUUUUAUGUAUUAAAGCAUAAAUUAUA
Centrocercus urophasianus (Greater sage-grouse) is the source of this 4131-nucleotide messenger RNA. It is a transcript of the gene KCTD20, whose product is annotated as potassium channel tetramerization domain containing 20. Gene Ontology annotation, biological process: positive regulation of phosphorylation. Bases 92 to 1390 code for a protein of 432 amino acids. Gene Ontology annotation, molecular function: protein binding. The record is from RefSeq and is a predicted model, not a curated record. The transcript is spliced from 8 exons. Gene Ontology annotation, cellular component: cytoplasm. NCBI's taxonomy places the organism in Eukaryota, Metazoa, Chordata, Aves, Galliformes, Phasianidae.